AAAGGCGGCGCGACGAGGAGGCACUGGUGAAAGCCCAUCACCACUCUAGCCUCUCACCCAAGACGAAACCGAAGGUCAACAACACUGAAGUUCAUAUUCGAGCUGAACAUUACCUGGAAAGUGACGCCAUGUCAUCAAACAAGAAACGAUCGGGAGCCGAGGAAAGCUCCGCUCCAUCCUCAUCCAAACGGACGAAGAGCUCAUCGAGUAGCACCACGUUAUCGUUCCUGCCCCCUAAAGGAGAUCUUAACAGUAUCGUUAGCCAACAGCCGCCGGCCCAAUCACUCCCAUCCAAACCAGCGGUACUAGCUUCGUCCGAAGAAAUAGCGCGCAAACGUGCUGAGAUCGCGGCCAAAUUCGCUUCAUUCAAGAGCAAUAUCUCAGGAUCGGUUAGCUCUAGCAUCCCCCUUGGCGGCCCGGCGAGCGUUCAGCCCAGUCCUGGGCCGCCAAGCUUGCCCAACAUCGAUCCGAAUUUGGCCAAGAAAGUGGCAGAAGCUCGAAAAACAGUUGAACAACUCACCGCCAAGGCCAAAAACCCAUACCUGUCCGGGCCUUCUGAUCCAGUCGAACCCGUCUCAAUGACCACCACAGGUGUUCAUCCCUUGUUGAUCGGAUUGGAUAAGGGCUCAUCCAGCGGAUCUGGUCCCAGCGAUCGAUAUAAGCCUAUGGUUCCCAAAUUUGCUACUGUCAAGGCCAAUGUUGCCAAGCCCACAAGCCAUGCUCCCAAAAAGAAAGACUUGUAUCAGACCUCACAAGCUGAAGCCGAUCCUGUGGCACUCGACAACCGUUCCAAUCCUCAUUUCGACAAAUCUUUGGCAGGUCCUAUAGGAGAUCCUUCUGGGCUCGUAAAAACGAGAGCCACCCGGAGUUUGAGAUUCAACCCAAAAGGAAAAUACAUUCGACUUGCAGAACAGGUUCGAGCGGAGGUCCGCCUAGAAGAAUUGAAACGCCGAAUAGCAGAAAGCUCCCGCAAGGCUGGGCUAGAUGGUGAAAUCGAGGCUGUUGAAAAACAAGUUAGGAGACCUGAGCCUCCCGAUUGUGAAUGGUGGGACGAAGACUACCUUCCCAACAGAUCAUAUAAUGAUCUAGACGAUGAGACUGCAUCGAAGUUUAUCAAUUCCACUGAAUCUCCAAUCACCAUCUAUGUUCAGCACCCGAUUCAGCUCCCAGCUCCGGGUGAUAAGGACGCUGUCGCACUAAAGCCAUUGAAACUCACUAAAAAAGAACAGCGUAAAAUGAGACGCCAGCGACGUAUGGCCGAGCUACAGGAUAAACAAGAUCGACAAAGGAUGGGCCUGUUGCCCCCUGAUCCACCAAAAGUGAAAUUAUCAAAUAUGAUGAAAGUGUUAACUUCGGAUGCCGUGGCAGAUCCUACAAAGAUUGAAGCUCGCGUUCGAAGAGAGAUGUUGCAACGUAAGAAGACCCACGAGCAAGCCAACGAAAAGCGUAAAUUAACGGAUGAAGAGCGGAAGCAAAAACUUGAGGACAAGAGGCAAGCGGAUGAAUCCAAGGGAAUCUUGACCACCGUUUACAAAAUCAAGUAUCUUACCAACCCGGCGCAUCGGUUCAAAGUCCGUAAAAAUGCGGAACAGCACAGCUUAACGGGAGUCUUAAUUUUUAACCCCCGGUUCGCGCUCAUUGUAGCUGAAGGGGGUUCCAAGGCGAUCCGAGCCUACAAGCAUCUGAUGCUUGAACGGAUCGAUUGGACCGCCGAAGCACGCUCCCGAACACCAGAUGAGGAAAGAGCUGAACCACACCCAGCCCCAGUGGAUGGAGAAGAGCAACCAGCCGAACCACAAUCGUUAGCCGACAAUACGUGUGAGCUCAUCUGGGAAGGCGAGGGGAGAGAACGGGUGUUCAACAGUUUCAGACCUAAGAAUUGCCCUUCGGAUGCGAUUGCGAGAGAAUUUUUGGGAUCUAGAUUGGGCUUCUGGGAUUUGGCCAAAAAAUGGGGAGAAGACACUAUUAACUAAGAGCUACCGCAAUCUUUCACGGGUGUUUAGAUCCUUGUACUAUCUGAUCAUAUACUCCUAACAAAUGUAAAAAUUUAGAACCAUCUAUAGAUUCAAAAGAAUACACGUUUUUUUUCAGGCAUUUUGGGAUUGAUGCUAAAAGGCUCAGUCCAACCAAAAGAAUAAGAUUUUGCAAUUCAGCACGAUCUGGC
Messenger RNA from Puccinia graminis f. sp. tritici CRL 75-36-700-3, 2164 nucleotides. RefSeq lists its product as uncharacterized. The transcript is spliced from 10 exons. The record is from RefSeq and is a predicted model, not a curated record. Gene Ontology annotation, cellular component: U4/U6 x U5 tri-snRNP complex. Lineage: Eukaryota; Fungi; Basidiomycota; Pucciniomycetes; Pucciniales; Pucciniaceae. Gene Ontology annotation, biological process: mRNA splicing, via spliceosome. The coding region runs from base 129 to 1973 and encodes 614 amino acids.